Meyerozyma guilliermondii ATCC 6260 is the source of this 621-nucleotide messenger RNA. RefSeq lists its product as uncharacterized. The record is from RefSeq and is a predicted model, not a curated record. NCBI's taxonomy places the organism in Eukaryota, Fungi, Ascomycota, Pichiomycetes, Serinales, Debaryomycetaceae. Gene Ontology annotation, molecular function: oxidoreductase activity, acting on the CH-OH group of donors, NAD or NADP as acceptor. The transcript has a single exon. The coding region runs from base 1 to 621 and encodes 206 amino acids.
AUGUCUCUCGAGGCCCUGGUCCUGGUUUCACCUAUACUGGUGAAGAUUGGGAAUCCACUCACUUACGAAGAGUCGAUCAAUGCUGAACCUGUGAUAGCUUAUAGAGGAUCAAAGAAGUUUGCUGAGCUUGAAGCGUGGGACUUUUUGAAGAGAGAACAACCCACUUUUGACUUGGUAACCUUCUGUCCACCAAUGACUUUUGGACCUGUUGUUCAUCCUGUCGCAUUUGUCGAGGACUUGAAUUUGUCCAACGCUAACAUUUGGGACAUUUACCAAGGAGUAUCGCCCUUGCCUGUAUCUAGAGUUCCGGUCUGGGUUGAUGUCAGAGACUUGGCAUUGGCUCACGUUCGCGGUUUAAUAGUGGAUACUGCUGGAAACAAGAGAUAUGUGCCUUCCGCGCCAGAAAAGUUCUCAUAUGAAUUGGCUGCGAAAAUCAUGAAAAACCAUGGAUUUGGCGCUAAGAUCAGUGUUGACAUCCCUGAAGAAUGCAGUGCCCCAGAAGGCUACGAUUUGGACUAUGCUUCCGUCGAGACAGAUUUGGGGAUCAAUUUUCACAGUUUUGAAGAGUGUAUAGUGGACUCCAUUACUCAGUUUGCAUCGCUUCCAAUUAGGACCGAUUAA